AUGUUAAAGAGCAGUAGAAGAAAAUUAUUUCGCGUAAAUGUUACAUGUUUUCGACUUUUUAACUGAAAAGUGAAAAUUUUAAAUAAAAAAAAUCUUCCCGGAGGUUGAAGUUUCGCGUGCACGCGCGUGCAUAUCUUAUUACAAAUCGCCAUCAACUUUGCUGAAUAUAGGUCAACCCUUUAAAGUAAACCACCUGAAUAUGAUCUACAUCGUUCUAUUUGCCAUUCUGUUGCGACAUGGACUUGUAAUGGCUGGCCUCGGUGAUCUGCAGAGGCCAGCAAAUCAAAUCUCCAUUAGCCAAUCGUCUGCGUUAGGCCUUACUGGUCUGAUCUGGACCAGAUACGCCUUGGCGAUCACACCGAAAAACUGGAGCCUCUUUAGCGUAAAUCUAUUCGUCGCAAUAACAGCUUUAUACCAAGUUAGUCGAGGAGUAAUGUACCGUCAACAAGCAACUGAAACAAUGUCGGAGAAAGAGAAAUAGCGACUGCGUCCAGAUAAUAUACAUUCCUAGGGAUCCAAAUAUUUAAAUGUAUAUAUUUAGCAUACUAGAUUCAUUUUAGUGACUUGCGGAAUAUACCCGAUUGUUAGGCAAUUUCUAACAAAACUAAAACACAAAUUAGGUAGUUAGGGAAAUGACGCGAAUUCAUAAUCAGCAUUAAGUAUAAACUUCCAUGAAAUUCCAUGAAAAAUAGUAAAAUUAUAAAUACUACGAAUUCAAGUAAAAACAUAUUACAUGUAUAUAAUAGGAAUAUAUCACAUGAACAAUCAUAAAAUUUCAAAGAUCAACAAUCAUGAAUUAGAAGUCAAAACUAUAAGUAUCAGUACAGAGAAAUUAGAUUAGAUAAACUAAUAUAAAACUUGUAACUCAAACACUAGUCGUAAAUCACCAAAAUUCAAAAUUUAGGACAUUAACAAUCAGAAAGUAAACAAUAUCAAUUACUAUAUCAUGUUCAAAUACCAAGAAAGAGAUACUGAUAGCAUAAAAUUCUACACAAAAUGUUCAUAUUAAGCUGUGAUAUCGAAGGUAAGGUGCUGUUCGUAUCUUUAUUCCAUUUAGUAACGCAUAAAUUCUAAAUCCUAAACUAAGUACAAAUGUACCAACAGAAUACAUAAGAUAUGUAUAAUUUCAAUGUGCAGUACAACAUUGAAAGGCAUUCUAUAUUGUAAACUAAAACACCAAUUGAUAGUACACCAAAUAUAUUAGAUUUAGGUGAAUUUGCUUAUGUACAUACCUACCUCUAAGUAUAAUAAUGUACAAUUUACUGAUCUUAACGAUUCGCAACACUGAUGCUGAAGCACUCGAAGAAGUAAAAAAAUGUACAAAUUGUAUACCAAGUUCGAUAAUGUUAUAAUUGCCUUGUAUAAUAAAGUAAUAUA
Messenger RNA from Heterotrigona itama, 1377 nucleotides. The record is from the annotation of a GenBank genome assembly. Lineage: Eukaryota; Metazoa; Arthropoda; Insecta; Hymenoptera; Apidae.